UUUCAGUCGAGUUUGUCGCGCCUGCUCCUGCUCUUAUCAGCUUUGCACGUCACUUUCCUUGUCUGUGCUCCUGGAGCUUGAACUGUUUGGCUUCAACGAAACUCUUACACAAAAACACUGAAACUCAGCCCGCCCCUUAAUCCUUGCGCGCCGCCGCCUGAUGCCGGAACUCACCUGCGCGCAGAAGUCUAAGGACUACACCCGAGGCCAGCCACCGAGCUGAGCUUUGCUCGAGUCGCUAAAGUCGCGAGUGCGUCCGAAUUAAAGUGUUCUAGGACCGGGGAACUACUGUCUUGUAAACUGCACAUUAGCGGGAUCAGCCAACAUUGUUUACAGCUUCCUGCAGUUGGGAUAAGUAUUACUGGACAACUGAAACAAGAUACAUAACAAGAAACAGCCAUCUUUCUGUGCCUGCAUUUACACAGCUUAACCAGGCUUCAGCGAUGGAAGAGACAAUAUGGGAACAAUAUACAGUUACUCUGCAACGGGAUUCCAAAAUGGGAUUUGGAAUUGCCGUUUCUGGAGGAAGAGACAAUCCAAAUGUGGAGAAUGGGGAAACGUCCAUCAUCGUUUCAGAUGUUCUGCAAGGUGGUCCAGCAGAUGGUGUACUCUUUGAAAAUGACAGAGUUGUAUUAGUGAAUUCAACCCCAAUGGAAAACGUGUCUCAUUCUUUUGCAGUCCAGCAGCUUAGAAAAUGUGGCAAAGUUGCAAAAAUUGUUGUUAAGCGACCACGCAAAGUUUCUGUACAGAAGCGUGCCCCAUCCCCUCAAGCUGAAGAUCGUGUCUUUGAUGCUGCUGAUGAUGAGGAGGAUUAUGAUCACAGAAGUGUACGCAGUGGGCGGACUGACCCAGGGUGGCAUGGAGGCAAUGGAGCCCUUGGAUAUGGAAGAGAUCACUACCUAGAACAUGAACGUGGUGGCUACAGGGAACCUGAUAGCCGGGGCCGUGAUUAUGACAGAGGAAGAGAUUAUGAUGGAGAUCGAAAUUAUACUAGAGAGCGCAGUCGUGGCAGAAGCAUUGACCGUGACCUGAGUCCUGAUCGUGAUUAUAGAAGAGAUCACAGCCGUGGCCGUAGUAUUGAUAGAGAUCUAAGCCCUAAGCGUACCUACAGCAGAGACCCCAGCUAUGAACGGGAGUAUGAUCGCAGGGCACCUCCACAGAAUAUUUACAGACAGGAGAAAAACGUGAAAAGUCAAAGCCGUGAUCAACUACAAGGCCGAAGCCCCUCUCCACCCUCUGCCCGAGACCACGACCAGCUGGAGAAACCUGUCAAUGUGCUCUUGGUCAAAAACCGGCCAAAUGAAGAAUAUGGCCUCCGACUUGGCAGCCAGAUAUUUAUUAAAGAGAUGACGAGUACAGGUUUGGCAGCAAAAGAUGGAAACUUACAAGAGGGCGAUAUCAUUCUCAAGAUCAAUGGAACAGUGACGGAAAACCUGUCUCUUACUGAUGCCAGAAGGCUUAUAGAAAAGUCAAGUGGAAAACUGCAGUUAGUUGUGCAGAGGGACAACCGGCAGACUCUAAUCAGGAUUCCACCAAUGGAUGACAGUGAUUCUGAACCUGAUGACAUUUCUGAAAUAGGGUCAUACCACUCUUAUUCCCCUCAAGAAGACAGACGAUCCCAUCAUUCUGAUCUUUCAUCGCAUUCUUCUACAGAAAGGCUAAAAGACAAGCACAGAGAUGAACCACCCAAUAGACUGGCAAAAAUGGGAGCAAUGCCCACACCUUUUAAGAUGACUGGUGACACUUCAGCCCCUGUAACAGACGUGGAUAUUGUAGAGAAAAGUGCAGAAGAACCUCCCGCUGUGGUGCAUGUGGCUCCUAAAAUACAUCUUCGUCCCAGUCCUGAAGACGAAGAAAUUUAUGGCCCCAACACAAUCAUGGUGAGGUUCCAGAAAGGUGACAGCGUUGGUCUGAGACUGGCAGGUGGAAAUGAUGUUGGAAUAUUUGUUGCUGGAGUUCAGGAAGGAAGUCUUGCUGAACAGGAGGGUCUGCGGAUUGGGGAUCAGAUUUUAAAGGUUAACAGCGCUGACUUCAGAUGUAUCAUUCGGGAAGAAGCUGUACUAUAUCUCCUUGAAAUUCCAAAGGGGGAGGAUGUAACCAUACUUGCGCAAAACAAAUCUGAUGUUUACAAGGACAUUCUUGCUUCAGGCAGAGGUGAUUCGUUCUUCAUUAGGACACACUUUGAGUAUGAUAAAGAAACUCCUCAAAGUCUGGCAUUUAGUCGAGGAGAUAUCUUAAAAAUUGUGGACACCUUAUAUGACGGGAAACUUGGAAACUGGCUUGCGGUGAGAAUGGGAAAGGAUAGCAUGCAGCUUGAUAAGGGCAUCAUUCCAAACAGAAGCAGAGCCGAACAGAUGGCCAGUGUUCAAAAUGCACAAAGAGCAGCAGCAAAUGACAGAGGAGAUUUCUGGAGAUUGCGUGGUCAGAGGGCUGGAAUGAAGAAGAACCUAAAGAAAAGUCGUGAGGAUCUCACAGUGACACCUGUUGGCACAAGAUUCCCUGCUUAUGAAAAAGUGGUACUACGAGAAGCUGGCUUUAAGAGACCUGUAGUGCUGUUUGGUCCCAUUGCAGAUAUCGCAACUGAUAAGUUAGCUUCUGAAUUGCCAGAUGAUUUUCAAAGUGCUAAAACUGAACCAAAAGAUGCAGGAUCAGAGAAGUCUUCUGGAGUUGUUCGUCUAAACACAAUAAGACAAAUAAUUGAACAGGAAAGGCAUGCUUUACUUGAUGUGACUCCAAAGGCUGUAGAUCUGCUGAACUACACCCAAUGGUAUCCAAUAGUGAUCUUCUUCAAUCCUGAUAGCAAACAAGGAGUUAAAACCAUGAGGCAAAGGUUGUGUCCAACAUCUAACAAAAGCUCUCGUAAACUAUAUGAACAUGCAAACAAGCUGAAGAAAACCUGCUCUCAUCUUUUCACAGCAACCAUUGACCUGAAUUCAGCUAAUGAUGCGUGGUUUGGUGGUGUUAAAGAUUCAAUAAGAGAGCAGCAAACAGAAGCUGUUUGGGUCUCCGAAGCCAAACUUGAAGGAUCCUCUGAAGAAGACUUGGACCUUCAUGAUGACCGCAUGUCAUACCUUUCUGCAAUGGGGGCUGACUACCUUAGCUGUGACAGUCGGCUGACUAGUGACUACGAUGACACAGCCGAUGAGGGAGGAGCUUACACUGAUAACGAGUUAGAUGAUCUAGCAGAUGAACCGCAGGUUUCUGCUAUCAGUCGGUCUUCAGAACCAGUGGUUGGAGAAGAGAGCCUGCAUCAUACCAACCUUGAGCCCAGAGGCCAAGUAAGAAGAGCUGGCAGCCAGGAGUUAUUGAGAGAUCCCAGUCCACCUCCAUCUUUCAGACCAGAACCUCCAAAGGCAAAAGUUCAAAGUCGAGAAGAAAUUUCCAGACAACAGUAUGAUAUAGCAAAAGGCUAUGAAUCUCAGUCCAGCCAGAGUCCAGCUAGUAGUGAACAUCCAAGGAGCCAAGAUUCUGCAGUGGGCAGACCAGUCCCACCUCCAGUAGCUCAGAAACCUUCCUUUGGAUUACGCUCUGCCAGGCCUGCACUUCUCAGCAGCGAGCUUCCUGAUGAUGUGGAACCAGCAAAUGAUUCUGAGGACCCUUCUGUGAAGUCUGUGCUAGGCAAGGUGAAAGUGUUUGAAAAAAUGGAUCACAAAGCACGCGCACAGAGGAUGCUGGAACUGCAGGAGGCUCAGAGCGCAAGGAUGGAAAUAGCCCAAAAGCAUCCCGACUUGUACGCUGUUCCUAUCAAAGUUCAAAAACCAGAGCAGAACAGGCCUCAACCUAUUGGCUCAAGCUCCAGGCCAGAACCUCAGAAACCACCAUCAAGCAAUACUAGUUAUUACCACGAUGAAGAGGAGGAAGAGGAUUACAGACGUCAAGUUGCAGACCAGACAAAGCGCGCCUACUAUGCAAGUCCACAAAAAUAUCGUGACACUGAACUCUAGGCAACAUCUCACUAACCUCAGUAAAAUUUGCUCAAACAUCCAUUCCAAAGGGAUGCUCCCUGCACACUUUUUAAUCAGACUUGGAAGUAUCUUGCUUUUAAGUUGUUCUCACUUUUGCUUCAACGAAGUGAAAUAAUCUGUCCAUAUGGAUGGGAUUGCAACCUUUUUUAAAAAUAUAAAUCACCUAUUCAUGUGUAUUCUACUUUUUGGUCUAUGCAAUUAUCUAAUGUUUAAGCUAAUUUCAUCAAACAUCACUAUCUUUUGUUGUUUUUUAUAUAAGCCAAAAAUGUUUAUUUGUGCUCAGC
This is a messenger RNA of Erpetoichthys calabaricus (reedfish), 4249 nucleotides long. RefSeq names its product tight junction protein ZO-2-like. The transcript has 24 exons. Bases 444 to 3944 code for a protein of 1166 amino acids. Gene Ontology annotation, cellular component: bicellular tight junction; plasma membrane. Lineage: Eukaryota; Metazoa; Chordata; Cladistia; Polypteriformes; Polypteridae. Gene Ontology annotation, biological process: cell-cell adhesion; positive regulation of blood-brain barrier permeability; cell-cell junction organization. The record is from RefSeq and is a predicted model, not a curated record. Gene Ontology annotation, molecular function: cell adhesion molecule binding.